UCCUUGAAAUUGUCUAUUCUUGAAAUCGAAAGCUUCCACUUUCUAGUGGAAAAGCUGAAGCUAAAAAUAAUUGUCCUCUGCUUUUCCCCAUAUAGAAAAGGUAAAAAAAUUUAUGGCAUAGUCACUUCCAUCCUCCAUAUUUAAUUCUUGCAAGGUUGACAUGACAUACAUAUACAUAUCCACAAUGAAAAACCUCCAAUUUCUAGCGGUUGCCACCAUUAUCUUCCUACUUCAUAAUCUUGAUGAAACAACCGCUGACAAUGACAUCAGCAAUGACGACAAGGAGCUUCUUCUUAAAUUCUCUUCGUCGUUCCCACAGCCACACAAACUAACCUGGAGUUCCACAAUCCGUAACUGCAAAGAUUGGGUUGGCAUCAAGUGUAACGAGAAGGGCAAUGUUACUGACAUUAAUCUCCCUACUAAGGGACUAUACGGUCCAAUUCCGAAUAAUACCAUCGGAAAGCUGCGUUCCCUCAAAGUGUUGAGCCUAAGAUACAAUUUCCUAAACGGGUCUCUCCCUUAUGAUAUCAUCUCCAAUCCCUCCCUCCAGAAUCUCUACCUUCAACACAAUAAUUUUUCUGGCACUGUCCCUACUAAUGUUUCUCCCAGCAUUAUGGCGUUAGAUCUUUCCAACAAUUCCUUCACAGGAAACAUCCCGGAAACACUAAAAGAUCUCACCCGUCUCACCACCCUCAAACUCCAAUUCAACUACUUUUUGGGACCUGUUCCCGACUUCAUCCACUGUACCAAACUCCAUGCCCUAAACCUGAGCCAUAACAAACUCAAUGGUCCAAUCCCGUUCUCCCUCCAAAAAUUCCAGGAUUCUUCAUUUUCCGGGAAUGAGCACUUAUGUGGGCCCCCGUUGAAUCGAUGCCCCACAUCCAGGAAACUCACGAACAGUGCCAUCCUAGCCAUUGCUAUCGGAUCCUUUUUACUCAUCGCGAUACUUUUGUGUUGUUUCUUGAAGAAGAACGACCGGGUCGAGAUUCCGUUGGUAAAUUGACGAUAAAGGCUGUCCCUCCCGGGAAAACGAGAAAUCGGAUGAUUUCCGGAGUGGGGUUCAAGCUGCUGAGAACAAGUUAAUUGGUCGAUACAAACACAUUUGUGUAGUAGACUAUAGUGGACUAGUUCUCAUAUUUACUUUUAGUCCAUCAUGCAUGCAUUUAGAUCAGUCAUGUUUUUUCCUAUUAAAAUUUCAAGUGUCACAUAAGCAUUUGUCAUUCUUGUCCAUAUUUGGUUAUGAGUAUUGUGUAUUGUCCUUGUUACCUACGAAUAAAAACAAGUAUGUUACAUGAAAAUAUCAAUUAAAUG
This is a messenger RNA of Lactuca sativa (garden lettuce), 1311 nucleotides long. NCBI's taxonomy places the organism in Eukaryota, Viridiplantae, Streptophyta, Magnoliopsida, Asterales, Asteraceae. The record is from RefSeq and is a predicted model, not a curated record.